AAAUCUUCCCAGCUGGUCAGCAUGUUUAGGAGAGACUUGAGACCUGAUUCUUGCUUCUUCAGCUUUCUGGUCGGUCUGUCCAGGAGUCUCCUCGCCUUUGCAGCCCUUGCCAAGAACCAGACUUCUAAAGGUUUUGCUCCUGUCACAAUUGAGACCCCGAGACACACGUAUGAAUACGUGGCCACUGCUCUGGACUGGUGGCAAGCUGACAGGUACUGUGAGCAGCACUUUGCUCAGCUGCUCUUUGAGCCCCAGCACAGCGAGCAAGGCUCCUUCAGCAAACUGCUGCAGUCCCACCACAUCAGAGGUUCUGUCUGGCUAAAGGAAAGGGACAGUGUCCUGCACAAAACAAAGAGGAGACGUGGCCACACUGUACCAGUCCUGGUAUUCAGAGACAAAACAGACACAAAAUAUGUGAAAGUGCUCUCUGACUUCCCGGCACUGCCUGCUGUCACAGCCUGUGCCCACCUGCAGUGGGACACCAGGACCCAGGAGAUCGCUACCAUCUUCUCCUACGCCGUGCCUGCUUUCAUUAACGAGUUCCAGCUCCGUGGCUUUGUGGAUGAGGAGGGCUUUGUUCGCUUUGCUCUCAUCGUCCACGGGCACCAUUCCCCUUACCUGCCUGUGUUCCGUGCUGAUGGACAGUGGCAUCACUUCUGCGUGACCUGGCAGCAGGAAAAUGGGACCUGGGCCAUCUAUGCCGAUGGGAAAAGGAGAGCGUCAGCCAGUGGUUUGUGCUCUGCGGGGCCCUCUGCCCCCCAGGCCAUCCUUGGCCAGGGCACCUUCAUAAUUGGGCAGGAUCAAGAUUCCCUGGGGGGCACCUUCAGGGCAAAGGAGUCCUUCAGUGGGAACAUCACUGACCUGCACAUCUGGCAGAAAGUCCUCAGCAGCGAGCACAUUGAGAAAGUUCGCUCCUGCUGGGUGGUAGAGCAGGACCUUAUUUUUGGGUGGAGCUCAAAUGCCCUGGAAGUGGAGAGCACCGUUCAGGCAGUGGCCACACAGCUUCUUUGCCCAGGGCCUGUGGAGGAAUGCAGAGUUUUGGAAGUCGGCAGCAGUGGAUUCAGUUAUGCAUCUUGUUUGCAGACUUUGCCUUUCAUCUGUCACUACAGCAAGGAUGCAUACUGGCAACUGAAGAGAGCUCAGCUGGAGUCCAGUCACUCGCUCGCCAGCCGCGUGAACAGCCUUGCAGUGAGGACUGUGAUUCCUGACAGUGUCUUCACGAGUGGUGUGCAAGACAUGAACCUCUCUGUGGCUCUUGAUGCUCUUGAUAUCUUGGCAACUGUUCUGAGAGAAGGAGAAGUGCCCAUGCUUGAGCCAUCUGACCUCCUCACAGUCCUUCAAUUACUAAAGCAAGUUUCAGAUUUGGAAAUCCAGGAGGGAGAUGAGCUGGAGAUGCUGGAGCAGUUGGGCCAGUAUUACAUGGAAGUAACUGAGUUAAUUCUGGAAGAGCAGAAUUCUGGGACGUGGUCAUCGAUCAGCCAGGUUAUCAGGGGGCCCAUGGCUGUGGUUGAGCUCUGUGACAGAAUGGUGUCACUCUUGGUCCCACUGCUGACCACAGAGAGGACAAAGAUCACGAUCCAGCAUGGGAAUAUUGGGAUGGAGGUGAGGGAGCUGGAGCUGAGCGAGCAGGAGCUGAGUGGCUCGGCAUACGUGAUCCCGACCCCUGAGAAAGGCAGGCACGACCUCAUCGAAGUUCCCGCGGAGGAAAUGCAAAGGCUGAAAUCCAGAGGUCUCCACAGAGUCACAGUGAAGAACAUGUGGUUUGGCUACGGCUCCCUGCAGCGCUGCCUGUCCAGCAGCGGCACCAGAGCAGUGUCCCAGGACACGGCUGCCCCUGAUGGGGGUCAGAAGUACCUGAGCACCACAGUGGGCACAGCUGUGGUCUCAUCCACCCUGCUCAGUGACGCCCAGGAGAUCAGCACGUCCGUGCGCUACCACCUGCAGCACCGCGCCCAGGACCUGCCCAAUACUCUGGUGGGGCCCAUCUGUGCCUUCUGGAACUUCAGCCUCAGCCCAGAUGCUGGUGGGAUGUGGUCCACAGCUGGCUGCUCUGUGGCCAAGUCUCUCCCAGACUCCACUGCCUGUUUUUGCAACCACACCACAAAUUUUGCCAUCCUGCUGCAGGUGUACGAGAUGGAGAGGACCACCAAGGAGGAGUUCACACUGCAGACUUUGACUUUUAUUGGAUGUGGAGUUUCCUUCUGUGCCUUGAUAGUCACCUUCAUUUUGUUCUUGGUAGUUCGUGUCCCCAAGAGCGAACGAACAACUGUGCACAAGAACCUGAUCCUUGCCCUGGCUGCAGGAGAAGCUCUGCUCAUGUUCAGUGAGCUGGCCAAGGCCAACCAGGUGCUGUGUUUCAUGGUCACUGCCUUCCUGCAUCUCUUCUUCAUGGCAGCCUUCUCAUGGAUGCUGGUAGAGGGGCUUCUCCUCUGGAGCAAAGUGGUAGCAGUCAACAUGAGUGAAGGCAGGAGAAUGAAGUUCUACUACGUGACAGGCUGGGGGCUUCCAGUCCUUAUCGUGGGGGUGACCCUUGCAACUUCCUUUAACAAGUAUGUGGCAGCCAACCAUUGCUGGCUGAACGUGCAGACCAACGUCAUCUGGGCCUUCGUGGGGCCUGUGCUCUUCAUCCUGGCUGUGAACAGCUUCGUGCUGCUCCGGGUGGUGGCGGUGACUGUGGCCAGCGCUCGCAGGAGGUCGAAGAUGCUGACGCCCAACAGCAGCCUGGAGAGCCAGAUGGGAACUCAGAUCUGGGCCACGGCCAAACCCGUCCUGGUGCUGCUGCCCGUGCUGGGGCUCACCUGGGUGUGUGGGCUCCUCGUCCACCUCAGCAUCGUUUGGGCCUAUGUCUUUGUUGUGCUGAACUCCCUUCAGGGCCUGUACAUAUUCCUGGUCUACGCAAUCUAUAACAGCGAGGUGAGGAAUGCCAUCCAGAGGAUGAAGGACAAGAAGAAAGCUCUCUCGUUCACAAACUGCUCACAUCACAUCAACUACCUAUCCAGUCCAAGGAACACGACCUCCUGGGACACAGGGAAACUGAGUCCUGCAGCUGAGACUGCCCUGCCAAGCCCUGUGCAGAAAGACCCUCCAGUGAAGAAUAUCACCAACAAAGGAAAUUUUGGAGCCAAAAUUCCCAUGGGCAUUUCAUCCAUUAUGUCACCCGAGAGACCGGCCGUCGAGCUGACAGCGUUCAAAUGCUCAGGUUUCUGAGAAGUUUCUGGGUGACGAGCCUGCAAUGCAGAGGGUUCUCCAGCAGGAAGGAUGGCAGGCUGGAAGAGCUGGCUUCCCAUGGAGAGCUUCCAGCCCGGGCAGAGCUGACACCCUGCACUCCUUCCCAGCACCACAUGCUGCCAAACCAAGGCAGGGGCAGUGUGGGGUCUCAUGGGGCUUUGUCUGCUGCUGAUGACUGCCCUGCUCCUCUCCCGGGUGGGUACUUGUGUUCUGGGGUCCCCACGGCUCCUGCAGCCUCCGCCAGGGCAGCCAGGGCUGGCCUGGGGCGGCGCUGCCCCCACCGACCCCGGCCCCGCCGGCAGCGCUGGCAGUGCAGGGUUGU
Vidua macroura (Pin-tailed whydah) is the source of this 3550-nucleotide messenger RNA. RefSeq names its product adhesion G protein-coupled receptor D2 (gene ADGRD2). The transcript has 25 exons. Gene Ontology annotation, molecular function: G protein-coupled receptor activity. Gene Ontology annotation, cellular component: membrane. Lineage: Eukaryota; Metazoa; Chordata; Aves; Passeriformes; Viduidae. The coding region runs from base 22 to 3207 and encodes 1061 amino acids. The record is from RefSeq and is a predicted model, not a curated record. Gene Ontology annotation, biological process: adenylate cyclase-activating G protein-coupled receptor signaling pathway; cell surface receptor signaling pathway.